Messenger RNA from Pneumocystis carinii B80, 798 nucleotides. Its product is annotated as HAD phosphatase, family IIIA. The transcript has 4 exons. The coding region runs from base 1 to 798 and encodes 265 amino acids. NCBI's taxonomy places the organism in Eukaryota, Fungi, Ascomycota, Pneumocystomycetes, Pneumocystales, Pneumocystaceae. Gene Ontology annotation, cellular component: mitochondrion. Gene Ontology annotation, molecular function: phosphatidylglycerophosphatase activity. The record is from RefSeq and is a predicted model, not a curated record. Gene Ontology annotation, biological process: cardiolipin biosynthetic process.
AUGAACAUAAGAGCUAUUAUUCCUUGUUUUUCUUCUUUAUUUAAUCCUUCUUUAUUGGUUCCUCAUUUAAUUAUUAAUAAUUUCUCUCAAAUUCCUAUCAAUAUUUCUCAGACUUUAAAACUUCAUUUUACUCAUCUUUCUGAUUCUGAUAUUAAUAUUAAGGCUUUAAUCUUAGAUAAGGAUAAUUGUAUAACUAUUCCUGGCGAUCUUAAUCUUUAUUCUUCUUAUAACGAAAAAUGGCUUCAAUUAAAGAGAAACUAUGACUAUAUAUUAAUCGUCAGUAAUUCCUCUGGUAUUUAUACUAAAAAAUAUCAAGAUGAAGCUAUUAUAUUAGAACAGAAUCUGGGCGUUUCUGUUUUUCGUCAUAAAAAAAAGAAACCUCAUUGCGCUUCUGAUCUUUUAAACUUCUUAUCUAAUAUGAAUAUUUCUCCUAAUCAAAUCGUCGUUAUUGGUGAUCGUCUUUUUACUGAUAUUUUAUUGGGUAAUUUAAUGGGUACUUGGACAAUUUGGAUUAAACAUGGUAUAUCAAAAAAAUUUAAUAUGGUAUUUCUUUCAUCAUUCAUCAUUCAUCAUUCAUCAUUCACUCAUUCUCUCCUCUCCCCCCUCUCCCCCCUCUCUUUCUUCUCUCCCCCCCCCUCUACUAACUCUCGACUUAGUUUUUAUACAUCGAAAUCCUUAUAUACAAAAUCAUCAGGUCCCUCAAAUUUUCACCUCUUUCACCUCUUUCUUCUCAAAAAAUACCCCAAAAAAAUCCUUAACUCCAUUCUUUCACUUCGUUCUUCUUAUUAUACCCAUUAA